GCUUGCAAAUCAAGAGAAGAGAAGAAAAGAAAAGCAGAGACAGAGAGAGAAAUGGGAAGCAGCAAGCCGCUGGGAACCACCGGAGAGUUUUUCAGGAGGAGGGACGAGUGGAGGAAGCACCCCAUGCUUUCGAAUCAGCUCCGCCACGCCACUCCUGGCCUCGGCAUCGCUCUCGUCGCCUUCGGCGUCUACUUGGUCGGCGAGCAGUUCUACAACCGCGUCAUCGCUCCUCCUUCUUCCUCUUCUCACUCAUCCUCUUCUCACUGAGACUCAAUCAAUUUCAGAUUGGCUUCUCAGCAAGAGGAACGAAGUAUAGAGUUUCUCAUCUUUCACUGCCCCUUUCUGGUUUGUACUUCAAUAAAAAGUAUCAAGUUAAAUAGAGCCUUAAGAACUUGAAGGCUGUGAAUUUUAUUAUGUAGAGGUUUGACAUGUUGCGACUCUACCCCUGAAUGGCUACAUUUGAAAGUUGCAUAAGUUGACGUGUGUUGUUUUCCUUAAGUUUUUCUGAGUUUUGUAUGUUUGAC
Fragaria vesca subsp. vesca is the source of this 524-nucleotide messenger RNA. RefSeq names its product NADH dehydrogenase [ubiquinone] 1 beta subcomplex subunit 3-B-like. The record is from RefSeq and is a predicted model, not a curated record. Bases 52 to 267 code for a protein of 71 amino acids. Lineage: Eukaryota; Viridiplantae; Streptophyta; Magnoliopsida; Rosales; Rosaceae. Gene Ontology annotation, biological process: electron transport chain; mitochondrial respiratory chain complex I assembly. Gene Ontology annotation, cellular component: mitochondrion. The transcript has 2 exons.